Molecule: messenger RNA, 2408 nt
Organism: Liolophura sinensis
Lineage: Eukaryota; Metazoa; Mollusca; Polyplacophora; Chitonida; Chitonidae
Exons: 6
Coding region: 202-1485 (427 amino acids)
Source: RefSeq, a predicted model, not a curated record
CGGGGUAGGAAUGCGAUGAUUUGGCAAGAAAAAAGCACAUGGAUAUAUGGAUGGCUGACUUUCAAGCAAGAAGAAAAUAAAAAAAAAAAUAAAAAAAACAUCAUUCCACUGGAUCAGAUUAUACAUGUACAUUUACAUGUAGAUGCCUUUUUAAGAAGAAGUUGAGGUCUGGCUUGUGAGAAAGAGCUGUGCCAAACAAGUAUGGAUUCCUCUGAACUGGAACAUGUCCAGUACAAGUUUGCCACAAUCAUCGGUGGUUUGUGUGGAAAACCCCAGAUCCUGUCUCAGUUUGCUGUAUGGUUGGAUUUGAGACUAGCAGAGUACAAAUUGAAGGGAGCCAUCUCACUAGAUUGCUCCGGAUUAAAACCUGAUCCUAAAUGGCUAGAAGGGAUAAAACCAGAUAUCAUCGAUUCUGAACAGUGUACAGGAGGAACAGACAUGGGAAGGCCAGGGGAAGUAACUCUGUUUAGCCAGGACUCUUCCCAGGAUGCCAGUGGUGAGGUGAACCCUGUGCAGAGUCCAGCUUUAGUGAUUAAAACAGAAGAGGAUGCUGGGUCAGUUUUCCCUGUCAGCCUGCACGAACAUUCUCAUAAUGCCAAAGAUUUGCCUACUUCAGCUCUACACUCUGUGGCAACUAGAGAAACGCAAAGCUUGAAACGUAGGUUUCAGCACACAGGCCAUUCCCUGGGGCAAAAGACGAAAAGACUUUCCUCGUCCAGUGAGGUUGAUCUUCAAGGCGUAGAAAUUGUUCCUGUGAAUGAAAGCCUUAUGUCUUUGAUAGGUUCCACCAGUGAUAGUAAAGACAAUGGAACCAAUGACAGUGUGAAUGAGUAUGAUUCGGGGACCCCAUUUGAUGAAAACUCCUCGUACACCUCACUACUGGAUGAUUCAACGGUUGUUCAUCAAGCCAAGGCUGUGUCAGUUGCUGGGCGCUUGUUAAGCCAAACAGCACUAGAUGAACACGGCACCAGUUGUAGUUCUCCGGGAGUGCAUCAAGAUGACCUCCCCUUAGGAGCGCAUGAAGUAAUCCGCAAGAUGUCGCAGUCAGCUAGUAUCUUUCCUGUCCCAAUGAAGAGCAAUGAAUCGAGGCGGAAUAGAAUAAGGAACCGGCACCAGAAAGCGGAGAAGACUGUUCGAAAUGUAGUUGGAGCUGUGGGAAACUUUGAACGUUGGCUUUGGUCGCGAUUUAGUGAUGAGACGAGGGAAAUCUUUGCAAUCCCACCGGCUGAACUUGAUAGGUAUUUAGCCCUCUUCUUCAGCGAAGCGGAAAAACUGACUGGUGGAAGCUUUCAUCCGGAGACGUUCCGGUCUCUCCGCUCAAGACUAGAAAGCUACCUAAAAGAUAACAAUUAUCCAGAAUCCAUUAUGCAUUCUCCACAUUUCUCAGAAAGUAGACGAGCUUAUCACCAAAGGAAGCUCAAACUUAUGGCUAUUGUCAACGACGGACAGCAGUCCACAAGUAAACCUAUGAAUUCAACAGCCUGAUUCUUCAUUUACGGACGAACCAGCGUUAGCAUGAACGAACUACAGGAUUGUGUGGAAGCAUCGGCUGCUCCAUGUGUCCUGGCUAGUUAUAGAUUCUGUAAGGCCUUUAUUGUACAGUUCUACAUGCAGAAGGGCAAACACCAAAUCUUAUGGAGCAAGGUUUGCCCUGUUACACGUCUAAAACAACGAUUUCCAUGGAAACGCUCGAUUUCUAUUGAUGUACCGUGAGGACCUACGUAUUGGGUUACGCACUUGGCCUUUUAUAUCAUUUCAUUUGGUAAAAGGACCCGUGAAGCAGUGUUGGUAAUGAAUGCCUGCUGUUCAUACAACACAAGAGAGAGGGAGGAAACGUGAUGCUGUGAACUUCAAGUCAUUAUCUAGUGAUUGCUGUGUCGGGCAGUCCGUGUUUACCACUAAAAACACAGCCAGUUGUGUGACGGUAUUUACAAGGUGGUUAAGGGAGCAGAACAUAUGUGACUGCGAUCGAAUAGAACAACUCCCCCAACAGAACUUAACGUCUACCUAGUUCAGUUCUUCUCCCUCAGCACUAAGAAAGAUGGCAGCGAGUACCUGCCCAAGUCAUUCAGAGCGUUAAAGGAUGGCAUCGAGAGAUACCUCAAGGUUUGUAACUAUCCACAUUCCAUCACUGUGUCUGAGCUAUUCGCAGAUAGUCAAAAGGCCUUUAAAUAUAGACUGCAGCACCUUCAUCAAAUAGCUCAACGCUCGAGAGUAUCUAACAUUCUUCAUUGAAGGAGGAAAGCAUUCAUCUGGGGCCAGAUCUCUUUUGUUGGUUUUUUGAGAGUCCCAUGAUGUUCACACCUGAUGCUGCAAAUUCACCUCAGUAAAAAUUAUCUACCUAGAGCUGUCGUAUUCCUUUUGUUGAUUUUACGUACCAAUCCACCAUCAUGAAAUAAAAGAAAUAA